AUGAUGGGGAUCUUUAACACGCUAAAGCCCUUAAUAGCUCAGCGAUUUAAAGCUCAUCUUACGUCUCCCGGGGCCAUUCCGUUUGUCGAGACUAAGGCAGCCGUAUUGUUCAAGUCUCCUGAACUUUCCCGAUUGAGGAAAAGACUUUUGACAAGACCAGGACUUAUUGGUGUAAAGAGAGGAAUGGUGCCUUUUUAUACAAACGAAGGCCUGAGAAUACCUUGCACAGUUUUAGAAAUUGACCAGGUGGAGGUAACGCACAACAAAACUGUUGCGAAUGAUGGUUACUCUGCUGUCCAAGUCGGAUAUGGAUUCAAAUUGAAAAAUCAGACAAAAAAAAUGCUGGGCCAUUUUGCAAAGGCGCAGGUUUCACCUAAAGAGAAAGUAGUGGAAUUUCACGUCAAAUCUGAUGACGGACUGUUGCCCGUUGGAACAUUAUUGAAGGCUGAUCAUUUCAAGGUGGGAGAGUUUGUGGAUUUACAAAGUAUUUCCAAGGGUAAGGGAUUUGCUGGUGUCAUGAAGCGUUGGAACUUCCAUGGUUUGAAAGCAUCUCACGGUGUUUCCAAAGCACAUAGAUCUGCUGGUUCUACUGGUGGUAACCAAACUCCCGGUCGUACCUUACCUGGUAAGAAGAUGGCAGGAAGAAUGGGUGGUCAUAAUGUCACUCUACAAAAUGUUGAAGUUGUGGAUGUGAACGCUGAGAAAGGAUAUAUUCUAAUAAAGGGACCAGUUUCAGGCGCCACCGGCUCUUAUGUCAAAAUUCAAGAUGCUAUCAAGAGAUACCAUUAA
This is a messenger RNA of Komagataella phaffii GS115, 789 nucleotides long. RefSeq names its product mitochondrial 54S ribosomal protein YmL9. The record is from RefSeq and is a predicted model, not a curated record. Gene Ontology annotation, cellular component: ribosome; mitochondrial large ribosomal subunit. NCBI's taxonomy places the organism in Eukaryota, Fungi, Ascomycota, Pichiomycetes, Pichiales, Pichiaceae. The transcript has a single exon. Gene Ontology annotation, molecular function: structural constituent of ribosome. Gene Ontology annotation, biological process: translation. The coding region runs from base 1 to 789 and encodes 262 amino acids.